GUUUGUAAAUUUAAGGUUUAGCUCGGCGGCGCAUGCGCAGAUAGACAUAAGCCUAUAUCUCCCCUCAGUAUCAACGGUAGACGGUCUCGUGUAACGCAAUUCUUCUGUGAAGUCACACGAUUUCCUAUACUCGAGUUAUCUCCUGACAUAAAACUGAACUUUAACGAAUAUGGCUCCUCCGACUUACAAAGAUCUUGGCAAAAGUGCUCGUGAUGUAUUUACUAAUGGUUAUCAUUUUGGCCUCUUAAAAUUAGAUGUCAAAACCAAGACUGAUUCUGGCGUUGAGUUCUCCAGUGGUGGAGUAUCUAAUCAAGAUACUGGAAAAGUAUUUGCUACCUUGGAAACCAAAUAUAAGAUCAAGGAAUAUGGUUUGACAUUUAGUGAGAAAUGGAAUACCGAUAAUACUCUUGCAACUGAUAUAUCUAUCGCAGAUAAAUUACUUAAUGGACUUAGCAUUGGUUACAGUUGUACUUUUUCACCUCAGACUGGCACUAAAACAGGACAAUUGAAGACUACUUACAAACAUGAAAAUGUAUCAGCAACUGCUGACUUUGAUUUAAGUCUUUCUACCGGUCCACUCAUUAAUGCUACUGCAGUUGUAGGAUAUCAAGGGUGGCUUGCUGGUUAUCAAGCUUCUUUCGACUCGCAGAGAAGCAAGCUUACAAAGAAUAAUUUUGCUCUUGGAUUUACUGCUUCUGAUUUUGCUUUCCACACUUCUGUAGAUAAUGGGCGUGAAUUUGGUGCCUCCAUUUAUCAUAAAGUAAAACCUGACUUGGAAGGUGCCAUUAAUUUGGCUUGGAAUUCAAGUAAUAAUGUGACACAAUUUGGACUUGGUACCAAGUAUAAUCUUGAUAAUGAUGCAAGUGUUAGGGCCAAAGUUAAUUCUCAACUUCAAAUAGGUUUGGGAUAUCAACAGAAACUUCGCGAUGGUGUAACUUUGACUCUUUCUACCAAUAUUGAUGGAAAGAACUUUAGUUCUGGUGGACACAAAAUUGGUUUAGCAUUAAAUCUUGAGGCUUAAGUAUUAACGUUUAGAAAGAAAAAAAAAAGAUGUCUAAAAAAGUUAGACUUCAUGACUUUUAUGUCAUAAAAACUGCAACACAGUACAUGCUUCAAAUAAAAAUAAAAAUAUUACCUAUAACAUAUAGAUAGGUUUAUCCUUAAGUAGAUGCCACACAAAAAGGUUAUGCAUCAUUUUUAAGCAGUUACAAGGACUAAAUAUAUUUAAAAUCAUAAUCAUGGGAUAAAAUACAUUGAAUUGUUAAAAAAGUAUCUUCUAUAAUGCAAGUAAAAAAAGAUAUGUGUGGUAUGAUUA
Molecule: messenger RNA, 1315 nt
Organism: Vespa mandarinia (Asian giant hornet)
Lineage: Eukaryota; Metazoa; Arthropoda; Insecta; Hymenoptera; Vespidae
Product: voltage-dependent anion-selective channel
Biological process (GO): monoatomic anion transmembrane transport
Cellular component (GO): mitochondrial outer membrane
Molecular function (GO): voltage-gated monoatomic anion channel activity
Source: RefSeq, a predicted model, not a curated record